This is a messenger RNA of Chinchilla lanigera (long-tailed chinchilla), 1414 nucleotides long. It is a transcript of the gene Ctsv, whose product is annotated as cathepsin V. The coding region runs from base 121 to 1122 and encodes 333 amino acids. Lineage: Eukaryota; Metazoa; Chordata; Mammalia; Rodentia; Chinchillidae. The transcript has 8 exons. The record is from RefSeq and is a predicted model, not a curated record. Gene Ontology annotation, cellular component: lysosome. Gene Ontology annotation, biological process: immune response. Gene Ontology annotation, molecular function: cysteine-type endopeptidase activity.
UCAGACUUAGGGCUUUAAAGCCAGAGUCGGCGGAGUUGGCCGCAUCCCGGGAGCUCCGCGACCUCCCAGCUGUGUCUCUGCGGAGUGCGCCUGCGCAGCGGCCUCCCAGGUUUUUGAACCAUGGCUCUGUCACUUGUCCUGGCGGCCUUUUGCUUGGGACUGGCCUCAGCUGUUCCCAAACUUGAUCAGACGUUGGAUGCAGAGUGGGACCAGUGGAAGUCCACACACAGGAGAUUGUACGGCACGAAUGAAGAAGGAUGGAGGCGAGCGGUGUGGGAGAAGAACAUGCGAAUGAUUCAGCUGCACAAUGGGGAGUACAGCCAGGGAAAGCACAGCUUCUCCAUGGGCAUGAACCGCUUUGGGGACAUGACCAAUGAAGAAUUCAGGCAGGUGAUGAAUGGCUUUCAACACCAGAAGCACAAGAAGGGGAAGACAUAUCAGGAACCUCUACUUCUUCACCUCCCAAAAUCUGUGGAUUGGAGAGAGAAAGGCUAUGUGACUCCUGUGAAGAAUCAGGGACAGUGUGGUUCUUGCUGGGCUUUUAGUGCAACUGGGUCCCUAGAAGGACAGAUGUUCCGGAAAACUGGUCUCCUGGUUCCCCUGAGUGAGCAGAACCUUGUGGACUGUUCUCGAGCUCAAGGCAAUCAGGGCUGCAAUGGCGGCCUGAUGGAUUUUGCCUUUGAGUAUGUUAAGGAAAAUAAAGGCCUGGAGUCAGAGAAAUCCUAUCCAUAUGAAGGAAAGGAGGGAAGCUGUAAAUACAAGCCAGAACUUGCUGCAGCUAAUGACACUGGAUUUGUGGAUGUCCCUCAGCGGGAGAAGGCCCUUACCAAGGCAGUGGCAGAAAUUGGCCCCAUAUCUGUUGCUAUGGAUGCAGGCCUUAUGUCCUUCCAGUUCUACAAAGAUGGUAUUUAUUACGAUCCAGACUGCAGCAGCAAGGACCUGAAUCAUGGUGUGCUGUUGGUUGGCUAUGGUGCUGAAGGGUCAGAGUCAGAGGAGAGUGACUAUUGGCUGAUCAAGAAUAGCUGGGGUACAGAAUGGGGUGCAGAAGGUUAUGUAAAAAUAGCCAGAAACAGGAACAACCACUGUGGCAUUGCCACCGCAGCCAGCUAUCCUACUGUGUGACCCAAUGGACUAAGGUGGCCGAGGACUGAGGACAGCAUGUCCAGAAGAAUUUUACCUGAACACUGACCAAACCCUUAUUGUGUAAGACAAAACACUUGAAUCAUUGAGGAUUCAAUUUCUAAUUUGAAUUCUGUGACAUUUUUACAAGGGUAAAAGGUUAUCACUGCUUUACUGUUAUAUAAACAGCUGUAUGAUAUUGAAAAUUUAUUGCUUAAUUCUAAGACUUUUAAUUUUCAUUUUUUAAAAGAAUAUAAGUCUUUACCUAUUACAAUAAAUUUUAGUUUAAAAUAAA